CCAACCGGCAUGCGCAAGGCAGACCGGGCUGCCUCCGCACCGAGAACGCAUUUUUUGCGACCGUGCGUGGUGCCGCGGGCCGCAUGCUGAGUAAGUGAGCAUGCAUGCGACUGUCUGAGCAAAAUUAAAGCAGCCCCCACCAUGAAAACACGCACCGCCCUCGUCGUCGUCGCGGCGACGACGAGCGCCCUCGACAACUGGAUGACUUUGAGGACGACGGACGACGACGACACGAAGCGCCCGAAGGAGUUGGAAGCGUGGUGCAGCGCCCUGAAGCGCCACCCUCCUUUGGCGAGGCAGCCGUGCUGGGGCGCGCCUGAAUUGAAAAGAAGGUCGGGUACGCACCGGGCCUACACCCUGGCCGAGAAGCUGCGACGAGGGGCGACCUCGAGUGACGGCGCGGCCAUCUUCCCGUCCGAGGCGGGCCAGGACGCGUGGCUCUGGAGAAGGCACCUCCGUCAUUUGAAAAGAGAGAUUGUUUAUGUGGACAUCGGGUCGAACGAUUUUUUGCAUACGUCGGAGUCGUAUUUCUUGGAUGCCUGUGCCCAAGCCAGAGGUGUCUGCGUCGAGGCGUCACAGGCGUACAUCAAGGAUUAUGAGGACUACGGGAGGACCUGCAAAGUCUACAACGACUGUUUGGGUGCUACGCCGCAGACGAUAGAAUGGGUCGAGUACGGCAAGGGCUCCGGCUCCACGAGGUCUGGUGUGUUGACGACCAACAAAAGCUGGAAAGCACGCAUUCGAAGGGACCACGCGACGGUAACGAAUCGGACGUGCACUACCGGUCGUCAUAUCUUACAGAAGGAACAAAUAAAGCACGUGGACUGGCUCCAGGUCGACGUCGAGGGCCACGAGCUCGAGGUGCUUAAAGGUAUUGACUUCGAGACUACAACUAUCGACGUCGUCUCGAUCGAGUCGAAUUUGCAUUCCGGCGCGCCGUACUAUCUGGAGAAGCUCGGUUAUACGCUGGCGCAUCGCAUCCGGGUCACGCGGGGCCACGUCGACGAGUUCUGGAUCCGGAAGGGCUUUUCGUUACUAGGGCAGGAGGAGAAAAAAGUACCAUGCGCGCGGCCGGGCGAGGCGGCCUUUCUCGUGGACCCCCACACGCUCAUGAGGGGCAAGUGGGGGAAGCACGGUUUUUUGACCGAAAGCGAGGCCGCCGCCGUCGCCAUGAAGACGCAUAGAAGGCUCGCGGCCUGCUCGCAAAGGCUCCUGGCGUGCUCGCUGCGAAUCUACGCGGGCUUCGGCUUUCGGUUGGGUGUCUUGAAUGGCUGCCUACGGGCCGCUGCUGCGUUGAAUGCGACGCUCCUCUACACGCCCGACCUCUAUCGGCGGGGCCAGGGCUACGGCAUCUCGGAAAAGUCCGAUAAACUUUUGAGACUUGCCGACGCGCUGCCGCGGGACGAGUGUGGCGAGCGGAUUGCGGUGGAGGGGCCUCAACAAGCCCGCGCGGACUUCGACGCGUGGUCGGCGCCGUCGUCGUUGCCCGGAACGGGCGUCCUCGAGCUCAAGGCGCGAUCGUCGGAGCGGCGCCACGGCGACGCGCCCUUCCUGUCGCACGACUACCGCGAGACGGCGGCGUGGCUUCGACAGCGUUUCUUAGCAUCAAAGGCGUACCUGCCUUUGCAACAUUUCUCCGGAGGUAUUAAUGUCGCUUUGCACGUGCGCAACGGCGACCGCCUGCCCGGAAAACGGUACGCGAAGCACGCCCGUCUGAAUUUGGGGGACGACUACUACCUCGGGGUCGUGAAGGCGCUUCAAAGUAUAUCCUCGGUGGACGUCGUGGCCUUCGGCGCCAGCGUCGCGGCGAAGAAGUCUUCCCAGUUAUUAGACGCUCACGGGAACGUGUCGCGCAUCCCCGUGGAGGUGCCCGACGCGAAGGUCGUGUUGGACGGCGACCCUUUGGAAGCUCUAGCGCACCUCGCGCGCGCCGACGUGCUCGUCGCGGCGCGGUCCCAGUUCUCCUACGCGGCCAUCGCGCUGUCGCAAGGGGUCGUCGUAUACCCGUCAAAAUGGCACGCGCACCGCCAGAGCGUGCCGCGCUUCGCGGCGGAGCGCGUCUCGAAGUGCCACGUGCCGGCGUCGGAUUCCGGAAAUAUCGACCGGGACCGCCUCGCGGCGGCGUUGCGGGCGUGCCGCGUCGUAGGGUCAUAGUGUUACACAAGGGUUCUGU
This is a messenger RNA of Pelagomonas calceolata, 2173 nucleotides long. NCBI's taxonomy places the organism in Eukaryota, Pelagophyceae, Pelagomonadales, Pelagomonadaceae. The record is from the annotation of a GenBank genome assembly.